This is a messenger RNA of Oryza brachyantha (malo sina), 1627 nucleotides long. Its product is annotated as cytochrome b561 and DOMON domain-containing protein At3g61750-like. The transcript has 4 exons. NCBI's taxonomy places the organism in Eukaryota, Viridiplantae, Streptophyta, Magnoliopsida, Poales, Poaceae. The record is from RefSeq and is a predicted model, not a curated record. Bases 116 to 1219 code for a protein of 367 amino acids.
UCCUAAACCUGUGCAGCUCGAUCUCUGCCUCGCGCGAGCCGAGGGGGGCACGGUCGCCAUUGCCAUUGCCCAAUUUGCCGUUUCGGCUUCGAGGGUGGCUGGCUAGCUAGCUAGCAUGGCGCGUGCGGCGGCGGCGGUUGCCGUGCUGGUGGUGGCGUUCGCCGCGGCGGCGACGGCGCAGAUGGAGAGCUGCAACACCGAGCUGCCGUUCGUGCUCGUCGGCAACUACUCCGGGCUCGCUUGCCAGCCGGUCUGGAACAACUUCGUGCUCCGGUAUCACCAGGACAAGAACAACGUGCUGAGGGUGGUGCUGUCGACGAUGUACAGCACGGGGUGGGUGGGGAUGGGGUUCUCCCGGGACGGUCUCAUGGUGGGCUCGAGCGCCAUGGUCGGGUGGAUCGGCCGGAAGGGGCUCCCCCACGUCAAGCAGUUCUCGCUGCGCGGCAAGACCAGCGGCAAGGUCGUCGCCAACCGCGGGUUCCUCGUCUCCAACGACCGCGACCACACCGUCGUCGUGCAGCAGGCCAGGAUCUACCUCGCCUUCCAGCUCAAGUUCUCCUACCGCCUCACCAGCCAGCACAUCAUCCUCGCCUUCGGCUCUAGCAUCCCCGUCAACAACAAGCUCACCAAGCACCAGGACAAGACCUCCUUCACCUUCGACUUCACCACUGGCAAGACUUUCACCGACGGGUCAUUCCCCUACGGUCUGAGGAGGGCACACGGGGCUCUGAACCUGUUCGCGUGGGGCGUCCUGCUGCCGAUCGGCGCCAUCCUGGCGCGCUACUUCCGGCGGAUGGACCCUCUCUGGUUCUACCUCCACGUCGGCAUCCAGUUCGUCGGCUUCAUCAUCGGCCUCGCCGGCGUCGUCGCCGGAGUAGCCCUCUACAACAAGAUCCAGGCCGACAUCCCGGCACACAGGGGCCUCGGCAUCUUCAUCCUCGUCCUCGGCAUCCUCCAGAUUUUGGCGUUCUUCCUUCGUCCCAACACCGACUCCAAGUACCGUAAGUAUUGGAACUGGUACCACCACUGGUCGGGCAGGCUGUUGCUGUUCUUCGCCGCCGUCAACAUCGUGCUCGGGAUCCACGUCGGCGGCGGUGACAACUCGUGGAAGAUCGGGUACGGAUUCAACCUCGCCAUCCUCCUGCUCGCCGUCAUCGGGCUGGAGUUCAUGCUGUGGACGAGGUGGUCCAAGGACAGCGAGCCCACGCCCUCGUACUAGGCGCAGCUAGCGCCGGCAGGGCACGCCGGCGGUCGAGGCGUCGAUGCCGCGAAUCCACACUAUUUUUUGGUUUUUUUUCUGCCCCCCUCCUGUGGGUGCUGAUUGUGUCUUAGCUCCACCUGCUGAUUGUGUCUUAGCUCCGGUGGUGUUGUGAUAUUUUUUUUUUGGGCAUUCUCUGUGCUGGUCGAUUUUCUCUACGUUGCUGUCAAAUGAAAAAGUGUAAGUGUGAGCAGGUGCAAUUGCACUAUUGAUAGGUUUAGCUUUUGUUUAUGAGGUGCGGUCCUGGUGAGCCCCGGUGUAUCCGAGGUGGAAAAUGACGUGCUUAAGCAGCAAAAGUCACCGCCGUUCACUGCUUACCAUAGACAGUAUAUUUCACGAUUUUCAGGACAUCUAAAUUUGCAAACUUGA